CAAAAUAGCCCCAAAUCUAGGCCUAAAAUACCAAAACCCUAAAAGUUGUUUGUUCCCUCCCUUGACAACACUCUCAAAAAUCCCCCCAAUUCAGCCAUUCAAGAGAGACCCUUUUGCCUUCCCUCCAACCUCUCUUUCUCAUCCUUGUUUUCCUCUUCUAUUUUUAUAAAUUUGCAGCUUUCCGUAAAGGAGUAAAGAAAAGCCAAAUGGAGGUCGAGAAGCUCUGCUCGGCUUGUGCUGUUGUGCAGAGGGUUACGUGCUAUUCAGUUCUCUGGGCUGCCCAAAGAUCUCUUCUAUUGCUUCUUUUGUUGAGUGGGACUCUGCUCAGUGAUGUCAAUGUAUUCCCAUCUUCGUUAGAGACGGACAAAAGGAAGAGUACUAUUUGCAGAUUCCCAUUUGGCGAUCAUAAGAAAGCCUCCGAGCCUGAAGAAAACAAAGACGCUGGUGAAAGUGAUGAUGGUGAGGAUGAUGAUGAGGACGAUGAUGAUGCUGACGACGACGAUGAGGAUGAUGAUUAUUCUGGAGAAGGGAGUGAUGGUGAUGAUGGUGGAGAUUCUGAUGAUGAGGUUGCUGCUAAUGGAGAUGGAGGGAGCGAUGACAACGAUAAUGAUGACGAGGAUGACGACGAAGAUGAUGAGGAUGACGAUGAUGAGGACGAGGAUGGUGAGAGUGAUGAAGAGGAAGAUAAAAGACCAUCAAAGAAAAAGAAGUGAAGGGUGUCUUUAUUUCUUUCUCUUUAGUCAGGGGCAUGCAAAUUCUACUUUAUAGGGGGUCCUAUUCAUCUCCUAGACGAUAUUUUCUUGCAGUUGCCAAGAAAAAUGCAAAACAUGUCUGAUGGACGAUAAUUAUGCGACUCUUGGGAUCUUGACUUAGUUACUCAGUUUCGACCUAUGCCCAAUUGUUGCUUGUGUACUAUCUUAACAUUAUUUCGUUAGAGGAUUAGUCCUAAUCCGUACUUUAACUCUUGAAUUGUUCUUGAACAAUUAAGGAUUAUUCUUAUGA
Molecule: messenger RNA, 1002 nt
Organism: Sesamum indicum (sesame)
Lineage: Eukaryota; Viridiplantae; Streptophyta; Magnoliopsida; Lamiales; Pedaliaceae
Source: RefSeq, a predicted model, not a curated record